Molecule: messenger RNA, 2446 nt
Organism: Actinia tenebrosa (Australian red waratah sea anemone)
Lineage: Eukaryota; Metazoa; Cnidaria; Anthozoa; Actiniaria; Actiniidae
Source: RefSeq, a predicted model, not a curated record
UUAUAAACUUCCAGCCAGUUCGACAAACUAAUCUAUCGUARAAAAAUUUAAGGAUUAAUUUACUUCUACAAUGGCGAAACCGAGGUCUGUAUCAAGGCUAGAAAGCUCAAGGCAAAUGCGAGAAGGAGGCGGAUUUCUUGUUCGUCGACCAAUCGGUGAUACAAUAAGGAACUGCGAUCCAUUCUUGAUGUUGGAUCAUUUAGGACCUGUGACUUAUGGGCCUGGUGAGGCUGUAGGUGCUCCAGAUCAUCCCCAUCGAGGGUUUGAGACUGUUACUUAUAUUAUAAAUGGUGAGACAAAGCACCAAGAUAGUGCUGGUAAUAGUGGGGUCCUCAAAGAUGGCUGGGUCCAAUGGAUGACUGCCGGUUCAGGCGUGGUUCACUCAGAGAUGCCAACGGAAGAGUUCUUGAAGAAGGGCGGUCCUAUGGAAGGAUUCCAACUGUGGGUGAACCUACCAGCGAAGGAUAAGAUGAUCAAGCCUAGAUAUCAGGAUACACCGGCUGAGAAAAUACCAGUUGUUAAAAGUCCUGAUGGUAAGACAACAGUUAAGGUCAUAGCAGGACAAAGCCUUGGAACUAAAGCCGUAAUAGAGACCAGAUCUCCUAUGUUGUACCUGGAUAUUCAUGUAGAACAGGGUCAAGAAUUUAACCAAGAGGUUCCAGACAAUUACAACGGGUUUGCGUACGUUUGGCGGGGAGCUGGAAAACUUGGUGAUACAAAAAUACAAGCCACUAUGGGCCAGGUAGCUCUUUUGGGUCCAGGAACGUCGUUUAAAAUCAAGGCAAACUCCAACAAAGACAUCCAUGUCCUGCUGAUUGCAGGUGUUCCUCUAAAGGAGCCUGUCGCUCAGCGAGGCCCAUUUGUAAUGAACACCUGGGAAGAAAUUGAAGAAGCCUUUUCGGAUUACUACACAGGAAAGCUGGGUGCAAUCGAGGGAUCUGAGGAGCGAUAUGCCAAAACAAAUGCUGCUGUUGCAAAGCAGAAAGCAACGGGAUCCUGGGAUAAAAAAUCAUAAUUAGAACUUCCAGCUUGUGUGUAUUGUUUUUGCAUUUUAGCACAUGUAUGUACCUUGGGUCUUUUAUAAGUUUAACAAACAAGGUGCAUUCUGGUCUAGCUUGGGUACAAACUCCAGUGUAUAUAGCCUGUAUAGUGGCAGAGAGAGGUUAGGACAGAGAGAUUGAGUGGAGAUGAGGAGGAAGUGUGAGCUACAUCAUGAAAGGCAAGAUAAACUUGAAGAUGUUUGUAUCCAAUCUACACCAGCAUGUACCAUGUUUCCUAGUGGCAGCACCCUGUGUUGGCCAUUGACCUUGUGUGUUACUUCUUUGUUUACUGGCAAGACUUGAGAAGGAGCAUCCAUGGCAAUGCAAUUUUAACAGUCUUAUAGCACCAACACAUACUCACUAGAGGUUUUGCUCCAUCACGUGACGGCAGCCAUGUUAGAUGGCAGGAACAAUACAACCGUUCUACAUGAGAAAGAAAUUCAAUUCCCAAGAGCAAAGGGAUUUUAUUGUUAUUUUAUUGGCAGCCCAAGCUGUAUUUUGGGCGCUAUGGUGCAAAACCUUGAUAUAAAAUACCUCUUUACCUUUGGAGUAAAUGUUUUUCCAUGUAUAGGAGUAGCAUUAUUCAUUUAUUUAUUAAUAAUAAGACAGCUAAUAAACAAAAUAAGAAUUCUGGGUUUCAGGUAAUUGUACAAAACAACCUGAUAUCAGGGUUCRUGCUGAGGUAAACACUUAAAAUUCAAGGACCCAAAAAUGAAUUUUCAAGGAGUAUGUUCAGCUAACUAUGCCAAGGUUUUACAUGGUGGUUGCACAUGGCCGACUUUCAGAUUUUCCAAUCUUUCUGACUAGAUCUAUUUUAGAACCAUGCAAGUAAUGAUCAAAGCAAAAAUUCAAGGAGUUUUCAAGGAGUUUAAGGAGUAGCACAAACCCUGUGAUAUAAAGGUAUCGGAACUUUUUCAAAAAAUCACUAUAGUGAAAAAGCAUCCUUUCAAAAUAUUGUAAAUAAAGUUAUGAAAUAACUAUUGUAAAUUGCACGUUCUGAUUGGUUGUGAGUGCGUGCUUUUUGAGAGMACACAGCAUGGGUGCRUACUUUUAGUUGCAUCAUUCUUAUCUAAAAUAACAGUUAUUGUAUUUGUAUUUUAUAAAAGAAAUAAAAAACUUGCUUGCUGUGCUGUGUGGAGUUAUAAAGCACUUGGGGAUUGGCAGAACACUCGAGAAGUGUUGAGAAGCACUCAGCUACGCGUCGUGCUUCUCCUAACGCUUCUCUCAUGCUCUGCCAGCCCCCAUGUGCUUUAUAGCUGCACACAGUAURCACACACGUUUUCAAUUUCUUCAUCAUUCUAAAAAAUAUACAACAUACUUUGUGUAUUUGGUUUAGUAGUAACCUAUUUUUAACCUAUUUAUUUGACAAAAAAAAUUUAAUAUUAAAUAUUUUGUUCAACACUGUA